AAAAAAAAAAAAAAGAAAAAUUGGCACGAUGCGUUUGCACCUGGUGUUGUUUUCUUUUUUCUUACUGGAUAAUCAAGUGAAAGCCAUUUGGCCCAAAGUCCCAAAUCCCUUCCCUUACAUUUGGUGGGGAUAUAAUCCACGAUCGACAUCUUCGAGUUCCUCUUCCUCGGAAGAGCAUUGCGCCGAAUGUACACAAAAUAAAAUCGGCCUGUUAACUGCUACUGAUCCGAUUUUAACGGAGCUAAGAGUCGAAUAUGUCAAACAGCAAAUCCUCAAGAAGUUGCGGCUUUCCAAACCACCCGAGAUAUCGAUGCCGCUCUCGACCUUGCCGAAGCCUCUGAUAAAUGGUCGUGUACUCGAACUUCGACCCGGAGCACCACUCGAGCCGGAAAAAUCAGUGGACAGUUUCUAUGGGAAAACUGAUCAGAUCGUCGUUUUUCCAAACGAAGGUAUUGCCAAUUCGAAGCAAUGUCAACAAACAUCGAAUCAUUUAAUGGGUUUCAAUCCGGCAGCCUGCUUCACGUUUUAUCUACCGAACGAAAUGCGAUUCGUGGAUGUGACUUCGGCGCAACUUUGGUUUUACAAGGAGUACGAUGAAAACGACGAUCUAAAUCAAACUUUCGUGCUCUCUGAACUCGACCAUUGGGAUUUGAGUGGAAAUUUUGAAAAAAAUAUGAUUAUGGCUAUCUUCGAAACCGAUAUUGGAGAGGGAUGGGUGAAAAGCGACGUAACCUUCACGCUGAAAAAAUGGGUGGAAGAUUUUCGAUUGGAUCACGCGAUACAGAUAGCUUGUAGUACCUGUUCGAUGGACCGAGAUACAGCACCUGUAUCCGUUAAACAAACGUUGAAACCCUUCCUUGUGAUAUACACAUCGCCGUUACCGCAGAAAAACAGGCCGAAGAGGAAUUCGAAUUGUCUGCCGGAAAUGAAGGAGUGCUGCAGAGACGAGCUUUACAUUAAUUUCAAAGACAUCGGUUGGAGCGAUUGGAUCCUUCAUCCAAGCGGAUAUCACGCGUAUUUCUGUCGUGGAUCUUGUUCUUCCGCUGCUUCGCUAACCAUCAGUGGAUCUGCCUACAACAACGUAAUUAGAAGGUUGUUGACUAAAAAUGGUAACACAAUGCGACGUAAAAACGAAAUUGUUCCGUGUUGUUCACCUACACAACUAUCACCGAUACAAUUGCUCUACGUUGAUUCCAACAAUACCAUCACGCAAAAGACUCUACCAAACAUGGUAGUCGAAGCCUGCGGAUGCAUGUGAUUCACGAAAAUCAUCCAAAUUCUCCCAUAAAUCCUCCCAAAAUAUUCUUCAUUGAAUUGAUAGAUUCGAAUUCAAACUUGCAUUGUACUUGUAUCUAUCGUUUCUAAGGCAACGAGAGUUUGAUUCCUAUUAUCAUACAAAAUGAGUUCCUUGUGAAUAAACUUGCACGUGCAAUGUCUCUAUAUUCUGAAGUUCGGGGACGAAAAUGUAAGCUUUAACUCUGAAUUUCAGGAAUGAAAUAGCUUUAACUCUAGAA
Frieseomelitta varia is the source of this 1514-nucleotide messenger RNA. It is a transcript of the gene daw, whose product is annotated as inhibin beta C chain. The transcript is spliced from 4 exons. Gene Ontology annotation, biological process: BMP signaling pathway; SMAD protein signal transduction. Gene Ontology annotation, molecular function: cytokine activity; growth factor activity. NCBI's taxonomy places the organism in Eukaryota, Metazoa, Arthropoda, Insecta, Hymenoptera, Apidae. The coding region runs from base 29 to 1258 and encodes 409 amino acids. Gene Ontology annotation, cellular component: extracellular region. The record is from RefSeq and is a predicted model, not a curated record.